UGUUGAAUAUGAAUGUGCAAGUUGUUGAAUUUUGCAACAUUUGACUAACCAUACCCGGAUCUCUUAUAUCUCUUGCGAAUAUUAAAAGCGGCAGCGGCCCAAUUCUACCGGAAGUCGCUAUUGAGAGCCGAUCGACCACACUAAAAUCGUUUGAAUUAUCCCAUAUAUCGGGAGACAUGCAAAGUCGGCGAUCUCCUUCAGCCAUUUGAGAUCAGUAAUUAUCAUUUUUCAUUCGUCCGCUAAUACCGGAAAAGUUGCCAGUCCCACAGUUAUACAGUCUUUCAGUCGUUUACACAGCAUAUCGAAAAAUGGUCGACAACUGUCGUCUAUGCACGUAGAACUGAAGGCGGGUGUAAAAAAUACUUGUAAACGAAAAACUGAAAAACUGAAUUAGUAAAAAGAUAUAUAAAUGUUUUUAUAUCUAUCGAUAAUACUACGUAUAGUAUGAUCUCCCACUGGACAUCAAAGCCUGAACUUGGGUGGUCAACAGGCGAUCAAUUGCGUUUGUUUUGUUUAACUUAAUUCCUUGGUAACCGACACUUCUCUCAAGAACGUUUCAGUCGUGCAGAUAGUUUUCACAAUACUUUUAAAGCUGCUGUUCCUUUACGGCCAGAAGAGUCGUGAUGUGUCGAAAAUCACUUUUACAGACCAAAGGAUGUUUGCUUUUCAUCAUGAUUUUCGGCUGUGUGAGUUUGUGGAUCGCCAACAAAGCUUUGGAACAAAAUUUCUCGAGAGCACUCUUCAAAGUCAUCCCAAGAUCAUUUAGCUCACGUAUGGCCGAAAGACGACAGCUUUUAAGGGAGCAGUGCCUUACAAAACCACCAAAUCCUUCCUUCAUUGAAGAAGCUGACUUCUCUCGUUUUAUCGUCAUUGAAAAGUUAAAGUUUGUGUUCUGUUUCAUACCUAAAGUUUCCUGCACAACUUGGAAGCGCGUCCUUUACAGCGCAGAGAACAAGGGUGGACAAGUAGUUUUUAAUCCUCAUAAUAAUAGACUGUUCUCUUGGCUUAAAGAUUACAAUGUUACUGAGAGGAAAAAGAUCUUGAAGGGUUACUACAAAGCCAUGUUUGUCCGGGAGCCUUUUGAGAGAUUGGCAUCGGCGUACCGUGACAAAGUGAAUAGGUUGUGGUUCAAACGAUUUGUUAUUCCCGACAAAACCACCGAAGAAUUAAGGAAGGAAGCCGCGGUCCCGUUUUCAACCUUUAUAAAGAGCGUUCUUUCAUCUAACGCAACAACUUUGCGGAAGCGUGGAUAUAUUGAAGAUCAACACUGGCGUUCUUACGAACAGAUUUGUCCAUGCGAGGUAGACUACGACUUCAUUGGUCACUUUGAAAAUCUUGCCGAGGAAGCGCCUCAGCUGUUAAAAAUAAUUGGUGUGGAUGAUUAUGUAACUUUCCCCGAAUAUCGCCCAUCGAAGACGAAAUCGCACGUAUUAGAGUAUUACUCCGAGCUGACGAAAGACGAAAUAUUUCAACUUGGACGUCUGUUUGAACUCGAUUUCAAAUUAUUUGGAUACGACUUCCCAGGCCCUUUAGAAGAAAUCUGUGAGAAGAAAUCUCUUACAACAGAGCUUGUGCUGUAGCUAGUGCAGUUGCCGAUGCCGGGUUUUACUUCAGUCUCCCGUGUGGGGAUCCGUACCCGCUGCUACAUCGAAACCAAUUAUCAUGUAAUGCUUGCUUACACUCUACAGCUAAGGGAACGAUUUCUAAGUAUAUAAGGGAAAUUAAUUCACUUUUUCAUUAUCAAAAGGUCGCUGGACUCUCAUGCUCCUUGACUGCUGACGUCACCCAUUCAGCUUUGUUUUUAUCACGUUUACUAUACAAGAGGAGAGUAUUUUCUGUUUCUAUGGCUCAUACCAUCCUUAAAUGGGUUCACAGUGUUCUGCCUUUAGAUAGUAACCCUUUAGACGCCGGGAUUUGCAAGAAGCUUGUUGAGGCGGACAAACGAUCAAGGCCUGAACCAAUCAAGAAGAAGGAGCCAGUCUCCUUAGCAUUAAUUUGAUCUAUUGUUUCUACUUACGCUGACGAGCGUGCUUAUCACAAAAGCCUAAGGUUUGCAACGAUGUGUGUUUUAUCUUUCGCUGGUCUCUUUCGUCCAAAUGAGCUUCUCAACAUCCGGGGUUGUCAUAUUACAGUUUUGUCAGAUCAUGUUAUUAUUGGGCUCCCCGACGCCAUGACGUAUACAGAGAAGGCCAGGAUGUAUUUAAACAUAAGGCCGCAAAUUCUACCUGACCAUAUCACUUGCUGUUAAGUAUUUGGAAGUGCUAAUAUUGUCAUUUCUUUAACUCCAGAGUGUUUUUGUUUAGGAACGUUGGAAAUCUGACCUAGUCAAAGACGUGUAUAUUAAGGAACCUUUUCGGGAGAGGCUCAUGUUGCUCAAAGCACUGGACUUUAGUUUUCUUUUCAGUUGAUGUAUUUUCUUAACCAUUCAUGAGCUUGGAAUAAACUUUACCGUAGGUGCUUGUUCUACCUAACACAAGUUACCCAACCUGUAUCUGCUGUGUUUUCUCUUUUUGACGCUUGUUUUUUGUUCUCAGUCCAAAUUACAAGGAAAGUAUUGUUCAUUCGGACGAACCUCGUGAGGAAGAAUGAAAAUGAUACUUUUCCAAAUGUUAACUAUUCCAGAUGCUUAGUCUGGGCAAGACAAAAUAAACUUAGUAGAAACAUUGCCUUGACGACAUGACUUUCUCGUUCUCUCGGGGCGCCUUAUUUGGCUGCUGGGUUUAAUUCGUCUCGAACAGCCGUUUUCAGAAUCCACUGUGACAAGAAUAAUUCUUUGUACGUGAUUAAACUAUGAAGACCGUCUAUAAAAGUGACUAAAUUAUUUGCGUUCAAACACUGUAUAGAUCUUUUGAAGGCAUUGCUUUUGGCAAAAACCAUAUGCAAAGGACAUUGUUCUCUCUUGAUGUGUUCCACAACACCUCACUGUCAAGGCAACUUGUUUAAAUCUCCCCUACCCCUCCCAGACAGUGUCAAAUUUCACACCGGCCCCAAUAUCGCUGAUGUCACAUUCUCGCCUCCCUGGGGGAGAGGCCAGUUCCGAUAAAACUAAUUCUAACUUGGCUCCGAGGCUUGGGGGAAUAAACAAAAAGAAAUUAACUAUUCAUCCCUCAACCUCCAUGUUAUUUCUUUUGUUUUAUUCCCCCAAACCUCGACACCAAGUUAGAAUUUUAACCUAUCGAAAAUCCCCAAUUGGUGAAACGCCCGGCCGGGGUAUGCCUGGAAACGAUAUUGCUUCUAAAUAUUUGAUCGAUACACGUUCACUAUUCUUGUAGAAAACUCAGUAUUCUCAUAUAACGUUAACAGCUGACGCGUUCCGUUCAGAGGAGUCCGCGCCAUGUACGCAAGAUCGCUAUUACGGACAAAAACCCGCCUUAUUUUCAUCGUGAUUGCUGUAUGCGUUGGUUUGUGGAUCACUGAAAAAACCUUGUAUCCAAGUUCUUCUGUAGGUAGGGUUCAGUGAUUGUACUACAUUAAUGCCUGUAGCCGUAGUUAGCGUACAAUGUAGACAGUAGCGACAUGGUUUAAGUGCUUCAAACUUAUACACCACCUAUAUGAUCCUAAUCGCUCAAGCUCAAGACUGUAAACAAAGAAGUAAAACAAACGUUAGUUCAAAUCUCCGCAUGCAAACAUGGACAUGACGCUGAUUUGCUCGAUGAUUAUUAGGAUCCACUAAUGACUGCCUUUUAGUUGAUUUGUGCCGCGUCUCUUCAAGUUACAUUUUAUUUUUGUUUUAUUACUUUCCUUUCCUUGUAUUACUGUAAAUCAAAAAAUGAGCUUUACCCCUCAUGCUGCUCAUUAGCACUGAAGUUACUCGUUUGCAUUGUUUGCGCAACGCUUCCUCGGCACCCUGGUUAUCCUGCCGUAUUUGAUUGGAAUCUGGAUUCAAAUAUGAAUAAUUCUUGUUCUGUUUAACUAAAAAUCGAGUAAAAUAGUGAUUUCAUUGAAAAUAUUG
Molecule: messenger RNA, 3952 nt
Organism: Orbicella faveolata
Lineage: Eukaryota; Metazoa; Cnidaria; Anthozoa; Scleractinia; Merulinidae
Product: carbohydrate sulfotransferase 10-like
Biological process (GO): carbohydrate biosynthetic process
Cellular component (GO): membrane
Molecular function (GO): sulfotransferase activity
Source: RefSeq, a predicted model, not a curated record